CCGCCGAUGUCGUGUCAACACCGUGUACAAAUGAAAGAAUGAAAAAAAACUACACCGCUCAGACAGCAAUUACGGAUUCUUGGCCAGCCGUCCAACAGACUCGCAGGAGUGAAAUAAAUAGCUGAAAUGUGUUCCAAACGAUGUUGAUCGUGGAAGUAUAUCACCACAGCCGUGCGCACUACGGAUCGAACCGUUUAAUCGCCACAUAGGCACUGAUUUUCCCAUAGACUUCUGUUGAAGGUACCAUACGCAAUCGCCCUUGCGCUGCUGGAUCGCGGUGAUAUCGACCAAUUCAUUCCCGCCCUAUUGUCUACGUCAGUACCUUAAAAGUUUUCCCUACCGGGCUUAUCAGUUGUGUGGUUCGUAAAAAGAAAAAAAAAAGAAGCUUACUACAAUGCUACCAUUAACGCAUAAAGAUUCACGUGGAUGCGGCUACCGGAUACGGGAAAAGUUCAACAGUUGGAGCCGGCUCAUUCUGUCGGAUCGCAAUUCGCGUAAUUUAUUUCUAUUUCUGCUGCUUAAUUUAAGCUUUGCCUUCGUCGAACUAAUGUAUGGCAUAUGGACGAACAGUUUAGGUUUGAUCUCCGAUUCGUUCCACAUGUUCUUCGACUGUACCGGGCUGUUGGCCGGUUUGGCUGCGUCCGUUAUUACCAAAUGGCGUGCAAACGAAAAGUAUUCCUACGGGUACGUUCGUGCUGAAGUGCUCGCCGGGUUUGUCAACAGUCUCUUUUUGCUGUUUAUCGCCUUCUUCAUUAUGUCCGAGGCAGUAGAGCGCGCUAUAGAGCCACCGGAAGUGAAACACGAACGAUUGUUUGUCGUAUCGGUGCUCGGACUGUUGGUAAACUUGGUCGGUAUCUAUGCAUUCCAGCACGGUGGAGCACACGGACAUUCGCAUGGCGGCGGUGGUGGCCACGGGCAUUCGCACGGCGGCGGAGGUGGUGGAAGUCAUGGACAUUCCCAUGGUGGUGGUAUGAAUCAUCACAGUCACGAUACUCACAGCCUGCUGUCCAACCACAACGAUCACCAUGGGCAUUCGCACGGUGGCAGUGAUCACCAUCACAGCCACGGAGGGGGAGAGAUCGUGUCCACCAAUUCGCAGAUCAUGCGCGGCGUCUUCCUGCACAUUCUAGCCGAUACGCUCGGUUCGGUUGGCGUUAUUAUAUCGGCUGUGCUGAUGCAGGUGUUUGGAUGGAUGAGAGCCGAUCCCAUCUGCAGCAUGUUCAUUGCGCUCACGAUCGGUCUCAGUACGCUUUCGCUGAUCAAAGAAUCGGUCAUGGUGCUGAUGCAGCGCCAGCCGGUGGCGCUUGAUCGAUUACUGCCGUCCUGCUAUCAGAAGGUGACCGGGCUGGCAGGCGUGUACAGCGUACAGGAGCCACAUUUUUGGACCCUCUGCACCGACGUGUACGUCGGUGUGAUCAAGCUGGAGGUAUCGAAAAACGUUGAUCCCAAGUACGUGGUACAGCAUACGCGCAUGAUCUUCGAAGCGAUCGGCGUGCGGCAGAUAAACAUACAGCUGGACUACACUGCAAUGUGAUAAUCCCGCGGUGUAGAACGCGUAUCGGACUGAAUGCUGCAAGAUGCGUGACGCUGCAAAUCUCCGGUUGUCUGUAAUGUUCGGUUCCAGCCUGUAUUCCUGUCCGGACACCACCGCAUUCGCUGUGCUGUUUUGGUACUGUUUUCUUCCUCUACGCCACUACCCUGUAGGCUGGAGUUUCCACGUUUUUCGUUUAGAUUUUAUUUCAUAGGGCCGCCACCUAGUGGGAGAAGUAUUGCAAACAAACAUUUCAGACGUUCGUACGAGGUAGAAUAUAACUUAAGUCUUGUUUUACAAAACAAUAACUACUUACUGCUUCGUUGGGCAUUGUUUCUUCCUCUUCUAAGCGAUAAAUAGUGUGCACACUUGGUGUUGAGACAGGAUCUAAAGAAGCCAAAUCUACAAACAGUGGCUCGGUUCUCGCGUCACUGCCACAUGUUACUCUUGUGCGAAUCUGUCGUGGCCGUUCUGCAAAUUAACUUUAAACUGUUAACACACACACGCCGUCAGGGUACCAUUAUGCGCGCCCUUUGCUCAAGGUAGAACCGAAGGACUGGCAGCGGGCAUCGAUAUCGUAAGAUUUAUUUCCAAUGAAUCGUGAAUGCAAAGUUCAUGCUAUAAUAGACUAUACGUAGUUAAGUGGGACAUACUUGCAAAAAUAGAAUGUAACAGAAGCUAGCAGAAAAUGGUAAAGCAUGGCAUGGUAUUGCAUUUCAUUUUACAUUGUCUACCUUUGUAGAAAGGCGGGAACGCUGCUGGAAGAAAACACAUUUCUGUUAAUGUUAAAAGAAUGA
Messenger RNA from Anopheles coluzzii, 2328 nucleotides. RefSeq names its product zinc transporter 7 (gene ZnT86D). Gene Ontology annotation, biological process: intracellular zinc ion homeostasis; transmembrane transport; zinc ion transport. Lineage: Eukaryota; Metazoa; Arthropoda; Insecta; Diptera; Culicidae. The transcript is spliced from 3 exons. The coding region runs from base 395 to 1534 and encodes 379 amino acids. Gene Ontology annotation, molecular function: zinc ion transmembrane transporter activity. The record is from RefSeq and is a predicted model, not a curated record. Gene Ontology annotation, cellular component: Golgi apparatus; membrane.